Messenger RNA from Trichoderma asperellum CBS 433.97, 1374 nucleotides. RefSeq lists its product as uncharacterized. The record is from RefSeq and is a predicted model, not a curated record. Gene Ontology annotation, molecular function: polygalacturonase activity. Gene Ontology annotation, biological process: carbohydrate metabolic process. NCBI's taxonomy places the organism in Eukaryota, Fungi, Ascomycota, Sordariomycetes, Hypocreales, Hypocreaceae.
AUGGUACAUAUUUCGAAUUUCAUUCUAGCGGCAUUGCCUGCUGUCUUUGCCCUCUCUUCAGCAUCCCAGCAUGACCUUGAAGGUAGAAGUGCAGAUGUGGCUCAGACUGAGGCCCACUGGGCAAACCAAGCAUCAGCCCAAGGCCGUCAUUUUUGUUACAUAAAACCAGAUGCCAACGGAGGCGAUGAUGCUCCAGCUAUUAUGGAUGCUCUCAAUAACAAGUGCAACUCUAAGAGCCUCGUCAUAUUCCCAGGCCCUGUCUAUAAUAUACAGACAAAUAUGACAACUCUGGAUCUUCAAGAUGUUAUCAUCUAUCAAUUUGGCCGCAUGCUCUGGAGUACCGAUAUCAACUACUGGCUUUCGGUAUCUAUGCCGGUUGGCUUCCAAAACCAGAGUACGGUUUGGUACUUUGGAGGCCACAACGUGGUUUGGGAUGGCUGGGGUGUCGGUACCCUCGAUGGCAACGGCCAAGUAUGGUAUGACUGGGCAAAGAGCCAAGGAAACCUGGCCCAUAGACCUAUGAACAUCAACUUCCGCACCCUCACAAACUCUGUCAUACGAAGGCUACGCUUUGUUCAGAGCCAGAUGUGGACAAUGGCCAUCACUUACUCCCAACACGUGGAUCUGGAUGAUAUCUACGUGAACAGUACCUCGUCGAGCCAAUGGAGCACCCUGAAUACCGAUGGCUGCGAUACCAUCUAUUCGGAUAGCAUAACUUUCAGAAGGUGGUUCAUUUCCAAUGGUGACGAUGCCAUUGCACUGAAGAUGAAUUCCAGCAAUAUCGCUGUCUAUGAUAGCUAUUUUGAGAAUGGGCAAGGUAUUGCCAUAGGCUCCAUGGGCCAAUACAAUGGCGAAUAUGAACACCUGGAGAAUUUUUAUGCCCGAAACAUCACUCUCAAGAAUACUGCUCACGUCUCCUAUCUGAAAACAUGGGCUGGUAUCUCGAGAGGUUAUCCUCCCAAUGGCGGCGGUGGUGGACUUGGUGUGGCGCGAAACAUCACGAUUGAAGAUGUGAAGCUGAUUGGCGGACGACAACAGCCAUUGUUCGCAUGGCAAUGUGAAAACUAUUCUGGAUACGCUGGGCAGGACUGUGAUUCUUCGUUAUUCAAGAUAGAGGAUAUUACAUGGAGAAAUAUCCAAGGAACUGUGGGACCUGGUGUGACGGAAGCAGUGUAUCUCCAAUGCAGCUCGGCUGCUGGAGGCUGCGAUAACAUCGAGGUGACAGACUUUAACGUGACCGUCGCGAGCAAUGGUAAACCGCUGGUUGUUUGGGACUGCUUCAACGUCAAUGAUCCCAUAGGAUUCACAUGCACAGAAUCACAAGCCCAGAAAAUGAGUGCUGAUGAGACUGGUGGACAUGGCACCAAUAACUAA